Molecule: messenger RNA, 858 nt
Organism: Colletotrichum phormii
Lineage: Eukaryota; Fungi; Ascomycota; Sordariomycetes; Glomerellales; Glomerellaceae
Exons: 3
Coding region: 1-858 (285 amino acids)
Source: RefSeq, a predicted model, not a curated record
AUGCAGUACUUGAAGUCGUUCACUCUUCUAUCCUUCGCCUCAGUGGCAGUGGCUCAGCAAUGCACUUUGCAGUUCGAUGGCAGGGUCGCAACUGGAACCGAGGCAGAAGCAUUCGAUGCCGAGAACAACCUCUUCAGUUCACAGAAUGUCUUUGGGGCCGGUUUGAGCUUCAGCAAAGUAUUGCAAUUGCCCAAUGAGGCCAGCUCACCUUUCGAUGGAAACGACAAUGUCCCACUUGAAGUCACAAUCAGGCCAUCAAUCUUCAACAAACAGACGGGCUUCCGACGCGCUGAGCUCAUCCCUUCAACCAACACAGGUACGGACGAAUCGACGACUGGCGUGAAGACGUUGCAUUUCAGUCUCUCGAAAGACGUCCAGCGUCCUCUCAAUCUCUCGCACGAGUACCAGCUAGCUUUCCUGGAGAGCAAUGACUUCAGCACGAACCAAGUCGUUCUCAAAACCGGCACCAUCCUGGGCGGCGAUGCAACGGUCGACCCGGAUACCCUCCAGCUCUUUGGCAAUGUCAACACCAAGCCGGCACCUCCUGUUCUUUUCAGCACACCUUUCGCAGAGAACACCAUUCAUAACUUUGCCGUAACCAUGGAUUUCAACGCCAACACCACCGUCCACGUAUUCUACUCAACCGACAACAAUGACUUGGAGGCACAGGGGGAACACCAGCCCAACGUUGUCACGGGCCAGGGUCAGUACCAUUUCGGUAUUCUGAAGAAGCCAGUCGGAGGUCAGGGUGAUAUCACCAAGAAUGGCUUCCAGCCGGACGGCAUUGAUGAAGGCAUCGUCUACAGCGGUAUCUUUCAAGAAGACAGCGCCAACGGCUGCAUCAGUUUGGCUCCUUAG